Pyrus x bretschneideri (Chinese white pear) is the source of this 2282-nucleotide messenger RNA. RefSeq lists its product as uncharacterized. NCBI's taxonomy places the organism in Eukaryota, Viridiplantae, Streptophyta, Magnoliopsida, Rosales, Rosaceae. The transcript is spliced from 6 exons. The coding region runs from base 130 to 774 and encodes 214 amino acids. The record is from RefSeq and is a predicted model, not a curated record.
AACGAAUAAAAAACUUCCCCGUAGUUCUUUUUUAAUUAAUUUACCAUUUUGUUCCAACAUCGUAUAAAGCUGUCAUUUUCCCUCGGGUUUUCUUUUCCCUUGGAUUUUCUCGGGAAACAAACAGAAAAUAUGGAAGGAGAGGAGCUGCGUCGUUCCGAAGCGGACACGGUUGAUCUUCUGAAUCAAUUCGAACGUAUCUUGGAAUCCGAUCCCCAAAUAGAUGAAGUGGGAUUUCUUCACCUGUCCCAGUUUUCGAAGCUGAAUAAAGAGGCAGGCCAUUUCUCACCCUCAUCUGAUGACAGUACGGUGCUGCACUCAGCUGAUGGCAACUCCGUUUUUUGGAAUAGGGAUCAUAAGUUGGGGAUUUCAACGCAAGUUCUUUUUCCGUUAUAUGAGGCUGCUAAGCAUGCGUUUAUGGCAGCAAGUAGACAAUAUAAGGCACUUAACAGCAAAUCAGAUGUAUCUGGGGAUGAGAAGUCUUUGUAUGUGUCAUUAUCCUUGGAUAAUAGUUUUGAAGGUGACGUCAUGAAGCAUAGCGGGGCGCUUUUGUUGCUAAGUAGUGAUUUAGGCACUGCAUGGCAUUCCAGGAAGCUCGUUGUGUCACAGAAGCAUAAGCUCUCAGCAUUUUUGGAUAAACAACAUCCGAGGAGAUUGUUGGAUAUUCUGCUAAUUGGAUCAACGGAAGUGAUAGCCAGUGAUUGGUGGUAUCUUUUGGCAGGAUUACAAGGACUUUGUUGCGGAUGGGAUUCAAACAGAACCUUUCAACUUGAUUAACGAGGAGAGGGAAGAAGGUUAUUUUAAUGCAGAUGGAAAGUAUAUUACAUAUGCCAUUAAAAAUGAAGUCAAGGUAAACAUGUUUAUCAUUUUUGGGAAUAAGCAUGUUUAUAAUUCUUGGGUUGUUAAUGCUAGAGUGUUUAUCGGACAAUUAGGUUCUUGGAGGUUACUGAUGAUUUAGAGCAUAAAAUAUUUUUUAUACUGAAGCUUUCAUCUCCCUGAUUAAAUUCAGUUGAAUUAAGUAAUUCAGUCGAUUACUUAAUUCGGUAAAAGAGACAACCAAAGAACAACGUGGAGGUGGAGUCAAAUACAAAAGCUUAGAAUCAGAAACUAAGGUAAUCUUUAUGCAUUUUGUUUGAUUUGUUUGAAUAGGAUGAUUUAUAACUGUUUCAAUAUUAUGCUUCUUUGUAUGCAGAUUACCAUAUGUAUUUGAGAGCACGGCUGAUGUGCAAGAUUUCUGGGGCGCCACUGAGUAUUGGGGUGGAGUCGGUGGACUUGAAUCCCAAGACAUUUGACAAAGUCUACAAUGCACGUGCGACUAAGGAAAAGACCGAGACAUCAACCAGUGCAGAAGCUCCUGAUAGGACUAAUUGCAGACAGCUCUGAAACUACCUCUUCUAUUCAAACGCGGAGGAGAGAAACUCCAACACGUUUUGAUGCAAAGCAGUUCGUCUCAAAUUGCCACUUCCUCAGUUUCUCAAAUCUCAACAAUCAAUCUGCAGUGUCCCUCAAGCGGUUUCUCUCAAACUCUUACGAUUUGCAUUUUGUUUCUCUCCCUACACUCUCAUCAGACUAUCACUGCUCUCUCAGAUGAACACUACAAAUUUAAGCCUGAUGCUGGUAUGUGAUUUCCACUCCAUCUCAUCUCUUUUUUCAAAUUUUACGGUAAUUUUCAAACCUUUUGUACAAUCAGGUAAAUCUCCAUAUAAUUGAAUAAUAGCUCCUUCAUCAGUUCAUUGGCUUUGACGUUGGACUUAAGUAAAUGGGAAAUCAUUAAUUGGUAUGGAUCAAGAUAUAUUUCUUUUGUGUUUUUGGAUAAUUUAAAGGGAUGUGCAAAUAGAUGGGAACAGUAGAAUUCAUUUUGAUUAAAAAAAAGAGAGAAAAUAACCUUGCUGGAUUAUACUUCUUGGUUGUUUGAUGAAGUUCGCACCAAGUUAAAUAGAUUCACAAAUUUAGUUUUUUAUAUGGAAUUCUUACUGAUUCCAAUUCGUAUUAUAUAGCAAGAGAAAAAUCCUGGGCAAAAGGCACCAAUUCAACAGCAUGGUGGCCAAGAAAAAGGAUGGCCAUUCCCAAACAAGCAAUACCAGAGAUUGAACAGGAAAAAUCAUAAACACAGCAGAUGUGCGGUGUCAACCUUCUGAUACGGACGUAUGUACAUUUUUGUAUUUGAACGAUGAGCAGUUGAAGACUGCCAAUCUUUUGAUACUAUGAUUAUUUUGAGUACAUGAUACUAUGAACUUAUGUACAUGAAUUAAGCUUUUAUAGCAUCUCUAUCAUUUGAACAGUGA